Messenger RNA from Aspergillus tanneri, 1452 nucleotides. RefSeq lists its product as uncharacterized. NCBI's taxonomy places the organism in Eukaryota, Fungi, Ascomycota, Eurotiomycetes, Eurotiales, Aspergillaceae. Bases 1 to 1452 code for a protein of 483 amino acids. Gene Ontology annotation, molecular function: oxidoreductase activity, acting on paired donors, with incorporation or reduction of molecular oxygen; monooxygenase activity; heme binding. The record is from RefSeq and is a predicted model, not a curated record. The transcript is spliced from 3 exons.
AUGUUUGCCCCAGUCCUGGAACCCGUCCAUCUCACGCCAGCCGUCGUUCCCCUAGGCGUGGCGACCCUGUUGGCCUGGUUUCUCAUCCGAUCACUGCUGUCGUUUAGCAAGGUGCCAUCGGUGACGGUCGGAAUUCCCGUCCUGGGCAAUCUCAUUCAGUAUAGUAAAGACCCGGUAGAGUUCAUCGCCUCGGCUACCCGGCAGUAUGGACAAUGCUUCACGGUGCCCAUGCUGCUGGGCCGCACCGUCUGGCUGAGGAGUCCGCAGCUGAACAAGGAGUAUUUGGAAACGCGAGAGGAUGUGUGGUCGUUUGGCGACGGGAUGGGCUUUUUCCUGAACAAGAUCGUGGUGCCUGGCUACUUUGACCAUCUGCGCGCCUUCGUAGGGUCGCUCAGUCGAGGCAUUUCACGACAAGUUACCCUCGACCAUUAUGGUCAGGUUGCAGAGGAAGAGGCGGUCAAAUCUAUCGGCGACUGGUCACAGAUUGCCCAGCGUGGCGAGCCCAUGCCUCUGUUCGAAGAGGUGUCGUUUCUCGUGCAUAAGAUCAUCGUGCGCUGUCUGAUGGGGCCCGACUUUUACGACCACCACGUCACCGAGCUAUUUGACCUGCUGCAUUCGAUGGAGGCCAAUGUCGGCAGCAUUCUGCACACCAUCCUCCCGGGCUGGGUGCCCCAUACGCCAGCACGUCGACUGUGGGCGGCUCGCGAUCGCAUCCGCGAGAUUUUUGAGCUGCGUCUGCGCGAGCGCGAGAAAAAUCCAGAAGAGUGGCAGAACUCGCUGGAUUAUAUCUCGUAUACCCUCCGAGACCCCUCGACAGCGCAUCUCAGCAGGUUCUACGGUGCUCACCACACGCUACUGAUGUUCGCGGCACAUACCAGUACCGUAGCGAGUAUCUCCUGGACGAUUCUGGAGCUUCUCAAGUCACCGGAUCGACUGCGCACGCUGCGACAAGAGCUCGCAGUCAACCCGAGGGUCGAGCAAUCCGCGUUUCUAGACGCUCUUGUCAAAGAGACCGGUCGGCACUAUUCAGGAAACAGCGACGUCCGGUGGGCGCGCCAGAGUAAAACCCUUCGCAAUGUGUCAGACGCCGUAACCAUCCCGGCAGGCACGGUGGUCUCGAUCUCGCCGUACCUGACGCACCAUGAUCCCGAGGUGUGGACGAAUCCAGAGAGCUACACGCCGGAGAGAUGGAUGGAGCAGCCGGACCUGGCCCGAAAGAUGAAUGACGGGACUCAAUUGCGAUACAUCCCGUUCGGAGGUGGCAGUCACCGAUGUCCUGGAGAGAAGAUGGCGGUUAUGAUCUCCAAGUUGGUGGUGUCGACGGUGGUGCAGCAAUGCGAGCUGCACUGGGGGGAGGGAGGCGAGUCGCAGGACACGGCUACGUUGGACUUUUCGAAAGUGGGCAGUCCGUGGUUGAAGGGGGACGUGCAAGUGAAUAUUCGGAGGAUUUGA